GGAACCUCCCUAAAGCUAAUAAGCCUGUAAUUCUAUGAUUGACGGGUAUGAUCAAUGGGGGGAGAUUGUGAAGGCCUCAGAGUUGUUUGAUAAAAUGCCGCUUUGGAAGUAUAUGGCUUACGGGUUGUAGAUGAUUAAUGGAUAUGCUGAAGAAGGUAAUUUGGCAGAGAUGUUGUUUUUGUUUUGACGAACAAGAUGCUUGCUUUUGGCUGAUGAGGUAGAACCCAACUCUGCAUUCUACCGUGGUUUGUCUUCUCUCUGCUUGCUCAUUAAUCCAUCCAACUUUUAAGUUAGAAGUUGCAUUUCAGUCUGAAUUCCUGGUUCUCUUUGAAGGCAGUGUUGUUUAAAAUAUUUUGAUGAAAGUUCAUGUAAGAAUCUGGCAGCAUGGAAUGACAUCAAGCUUGAAUAUGUGCAAAAUAGUAUCUAGAGGAGGAUUGAGGAGGUCAUAUGCUUUUUAUGCUGGUAUGGAAGCAAAGCUAAUGGAACAAGAUGAGAUCCCAAUGAUCAAUAUGUUGUUUGCUUGUGCUGGUCUGUGUGCAUUAGAAAUUUGGCAGGAUAUGUUCUUCUCUACUUGGGUCAAAAUGGUUCAGAAAUCAGCUUGGCUGUGAUGUUGCCCUGUUGAUAUGUAUUUAUUUUAUUGGAGAAUAGGCAAUGCUUGCUUAGUUUUUGUCCAGACAAGACAAAAAGGUGUUGCCUUGCGGAAGACAUUCUUUAGCCGUUUAUUAGAAAUGGAGAAGACUGGCAUUGGACCCAAUGAUCUCAUGUUAAAUUGAAAUCCUAUCAUUAUGCAAUCAUUGUAGACUGGUUGAGAGAUCUGUAGUCCAGUUUCUGAAUUUGGUCAAUAAAUAUUAGUAACUCAC
Molecule: messenger RNA, 860 nt
Organism: Rubroshorea leprosula
Lineage: Eukaryota; Viridiplantae; Streptophyta; Magnoliopsida; Malvales; Dipterocarpaceae
Source: the annotation of a GenBank genome assembly